This is a messenger RNA of Penicillium waksmanii, 444 nucleotides long. RefSeq lists its product as uncharacterized. NCBI's taxonomy places the organism in Eukaryota, Fungi, Ascomycota, Eurotiomycetes, Eurotiales, Aspergillaceae. The record is from RefSeq and is a predicted model, not a curated record. The transcript has 2 exons. The coding region runs from base 1 to 444 and encodes 147 amino acids.
AUGAAACGCGGACGCGGACGUCCCCCAAAGUCCACCAAGGUGGAAAAGUCAGCCAAAGUGCAGUCCAAGAAGCGCUGCACCUCAAACCCCAUUAUGCAGGGCUCUAAGGUCGAAAACGACCUCAUUCUACUGUGGAUUUGCUUUGAGGAAAGUGAUGGCAUCAAAGAAGGACAGACCACGAUUGAUUACACUGCGGUUGGCAAGAGACUUGGCCUCUCGUAUGUCCAGGCUAAAUCCCGCUACCAUCAGCUGCGCUCUCGUGUCCAAAAGUUGAUGUCGACUGUCAUCAGCGACAAGGGUCCGGAGGACCAGGCCGCCAUGGAAAGCGAACAGGAAAAUAAAUUCGCUGCCCAGAAGAAGGAAGAGAAAUUGGCCAAAAACGAGAAGGAGGAGGAUGAGCCGACCAAGAUGGAGGGUGGGGAGGAUGAAUUUGAGGAAAUGUGA